CUGCGUCUAAUAUGUCAGCUCACACCAGCGUUCUUCUUCUCAUCACUCUUUGGGCUUCCAUGGAGGAUGGUUUUGGUCUUCCGGUGAUGAAGCAGCCGGGAGUGGAGGUUGAUGACGGUGUCCCCACACAGAGAGUGAGGACCAAGCGCUGCUCCUGCAGCAACCGGCUGGACUCUGAGUGCCACUACUUCUGCCACCUGGAUAUCAUCUGGGUCAACACCCCCAGUAAGACAACAGUUUAUGGUCUUGGCAGCGCUCUGUCUCGACGCAGAAGGUCGACCGGACGAUGCACCUGUGCCGGCCCUGAUGAUCAAACCUGCAGAAACUUCUGCCGUCACAGCAGUCCUGAAAUCACGUCCCCAAAAACAUCUGGAAAGAGACUUCAAUUCAAAAUGUUCAACAUCCUCAGAGCUGCAGGUCAAAGAGAGCCCAGGAUUCAGCUGAUUCAGGCGAGUCCUCUCGGAGGAUGAACACUCGCUAAACAAUGUGCCAGCUGAGGCAGCGAGAGAGAG
Messenger RNA from Gymnodraco acuticeps, 512 nucleotides. Its product is annotated as endothelin-2. Bases 12 to 470 code for a protein of 152 amino acids. Gene Ontology annotation, molecular function: endothelin B receptor binding; hormone activity. Gene Ontology annotation, cellular component: extracellular region. Gene Ontology annotation, biological process: regulation of vasoconstriction; vein smooth muscle contraction; regulation of systemic arterial blood pressure by endothelin. Lineage: Eukaryota; Metazoa; Chordata; Actinopteri; Perciformes; Bathydraconidae. The record is from RefSeq and is a predicted model, not a curated record. The transcript has 5 exons.